UUCAGCUGUACCUAUAUUAAUAAUAAUCAAAUUUAUACCAUCAUACAUAGUGUAUCUGAUUCUACCAUUAAACGUUACAAUUACUUUUUUUACAUAGCAGUGGUACCAAUCUAAAAACAGGAAAAGAAUAUUCUAAAAAGCGUAAACAUGGCCUCGCGGUACAAUCACGGUGUUCAGCGAGUUUUAACGAAAUUAGAAGCAUCUAUAAAUUCAGAAAAUUAUUAUGAGGCUCAUCAAAUGUAUAGAACUUUAUAUUUCAGGUACCUUGGACAGAAAAAAUAUUCAGAACUUUUGGAAUUACUGUAUAAUGGUUCUACUCUUUUAUUACAACACGAACAACAUGCUAGUGGAGCUGACCUAGGAAUUUUAUUUAUAAAUGUCUUAACACAAUCAGGAACAGAACCUUCUCAAGUAUAUUUUGAAAAAAUUACAAACUUAUUAUGUAUAAUGAGUUCUUCUUCACCUGAAAGAGAUAUAUUUAUACAAUCUGCCCUUCGAUGGAGUAUAAGGGGCAACGAAUAUAAAACUGGUCAUCCAGAUUUACAUCAAAAAAUAGCUCAAGUAUUUUGGAAAGAAAAAAAUUAUAUAAUGGCAAGACAACAUUUCAUACACAGUAAAGAUGGUUCUGGAUAUGCUGCAAUGCUUGUUGAACUCCAUGAGCAACGUGGUUACAUGAAUGAAAUAGAUCUUUUUAUUGCACAGGCAGUUUUACAAUAUCUCUGUUUACAAAAUAAAACAGCUGCACAGGAAGUUUUUAAUUCUUAUACUUCACAACAUCCAAAAAUAAAUAGAGGUCCACCAUAUCUUCUUCCCUUACUGAACUUUUUAUUUUUUUUAUUAAAGAUAAUCGAUAGUGGUAAACUUACUGCAUUUAAAGUACUUUGUGAACAAUAUGAAAUAUCUUUAAAUAGAGAUCCAUGUUAUCGACAGUACUUAGAUAAAAUAGAACAGGUAUUUUUUAAUAUUGCAUCUCAACGCGCUCGUAAUCAAGAUUUGUAUAGUGUCCUAUUACGUUCUUUUUUUGAUGGUUUUGAUGAAGAGUCAGAUGAUGAACACGGAGCUUCAACUUCACAAGAACUUGAUUGAUUAAAGGUUAUAUGUCACUGUGCAAUGUGAUGAAAAUGAAUAAUGAAUAUUUAUAUAUACAUACAUAUUUUAAUGUCCCACAUGUUUUUAAAAACUGUAUUGUGCAAAUUGGUUAAAUUUGAAAUUAACUUUUAUGGAUGAUCUGUACAGAUAAACUCAUUUGAAAGAAAAAUAUGUGGGAUGCAUUCAUAGAAAAAUUUCUAAAAAUUACAGGUCAUAAACAGUUCCCAGAAACCAACUCUACAUAAAAAUAAGGAUUAUAAGCCAUGAUAACUUUUCAUAUCUUUUUGCUUUGUCCAAAUUUAUUUUGAUAAUGCAUUUGAAGCAUUUCAUUGUAUUUAAGUGGUUAAAAAAUUUGAAUUGUAUAUAUAAAAAUCUAUUUCAGUGCUGCGAUGACACUAUGUUAAGGCAAAGUUUGAACAAAAUCUUUGUAUUAGUAAGAAUGUAUAUACCAUAUAUUCAAAAGCAAAUAUGUACUUGAGUAUUACUGAAAUGAAUGUUUGUUUUAUGUAAGCUUAA
This is a messenger RNA of Megachile rotundata (alfalfa leafcutting bee), 1605 nucleotides long. Its product is annotated as Golgi to ER traffic protein 4 homolog. Gene Ontology annotation, molecular function: protein binding. Gene Ontology annotation, cellular component: BAT3 complex; cytosol. Gene Ontology annotation, biological process: protein insertion into ER membrane. Lineage: Eukaryota; Metazoa; Arthropoda; Insecta; Hymenoptera; Megachilidae. The record is from RefSeq and is a predicted model, not a curated record.